AUGGAUACAAAUAAGGGGAAAAGACGUAAUGGAACCUUUAUUUGCUUAUUAAACAAUGGCUCUGACAUCAAUUUAUGUACCAACGAUAGCGUCAAUCCUCUUUCUAUGGCUUGCCAAAAUGGACAUGAUAUCACGGUACAACUGUUACUAAACAACGGUGCUGACAUUAAUUUACGUAACAAGAAUGGAGUCAGUCCUCUUUAUAUAGCUUGUCAAAAUGGACAUGAUAAAACUGUUCAACUGUUACUGACCAACGGUGCUGACAUCAAUUUAUGUGAAACUAAUGGAUGCAGUUCUCUUUGGAUAGCUUGUCAAAAGGGACAUGAUAAAACUGUUCAGCUGCAACUGACCAACGGUGCAGACAUCAAUUUAUAUGAAAAUGAUGGAGUCAGUCCUCUUUAUAUAGCUUGUCAAAAUGGACAUGAUACCACGGUACAACUGUUACUAAACAAUGCUGCUGACAUUAAUUUAUCUUGUCAAAAUGGACAUGAUAAAACUGUUCAACUGUUACUGACAAAUGGUGCCUACAUCAAUUUAUGUGAAAAUGAUGGAGUCAGUCCUCUUUAUAUAGCUUGUCAAAAUGAACAUGAUGGCACGGUACAGCUUUUACUGAACAACGGUGCUGACAUCAAUUUAUAUAGUAAUGAUGGAGUCAGUCCUCUUUAUAUAGCUAGUCAAAAUGGACAUGAUAAAACUCUUCAACUGUUACUGACCAACGGUGCCGAUAUUAAUUUAUGUAGUAAUGAUGGGGUCAUCAGUCCACUUUUUAUGGCUUGUCAAAAUGGACAUGAUAUCACGGCACAACUGUUACUAAACAACGGUGCUGACAUUAAUUUAUGUAACAAGAAUGGAGGCAGUUCUCUUUGGAUAGCUUGUCAAAAUGGACAUGAUAGCACGGUACAACUGUUACUGGACAACGGUGCCUACAUCAAUUUAUGUAGUUAUGAUGGAGUCAGUCCUCUUUAUAUAGCUUGUGAAAAUGGACAUGAGAUUAAGGUACAACUGAUAUGGAACAAUGGUGCUGACAUUAAUUUAUGUAACAAGAAUAGAGUCAAUCCUCUUUAUCUAGCUUGUCAAAAUGGACAUGAUAGAACUGUUCAGCUAUUACUAACAAAUGGUGCCGAUAUCAAUUUAUGUAGUAAUGAUGGGGUCAGUCCUCUUUGUAUAGCUUGUCAUAAUGGGCAUGACAGAACCCUACAGCUGUUACUGAACAACGAUGCCGACAUCAAUUUAUGUGAAAAUGAUGGAUGCAGUCCUCUUUAUAUAGCUUGUCAAAAGGGACAUAAUAGCACGGUACAACUAUAACUAAACAACGGUACCAACAUCAAUUUA
This is a messenger RNA of Saccostrea echinata, 1332 nucleotides long. Its product is annotated as ankyrin repeat domain-containing protein 29-like. NCBI's taxonomy places the organism in Eukaryota, Metazoa, Mollusca, Bivalvia, Ostreida, Ostreidae. The coding region runs from base 1 to 1305 and encodes 434 amino acids. The record is from RefSeq and is a predicted model, not a curated record. Gene Ontology annotation, biological process: RNA processing. Gene Ontology annotation, molecular function: RNA nuclease activity; RNA binding; protein binding. The transcript has 4 exons.